AGAAAAGGGGUCACGCGAAGGGGAUGGCUCAGGAAAUGGAGAAGCUAGGAGGGACCAGCGAGGAGGCGGACGAGGAGAUGGAUAUGGAGGUGAAGGAGGAGGACGAGGAGGAGGAGGAGGAGGAGGAGGGGGCGAGCGGCAGCGGCGGAGCGGUGGUGAUGGGGCUGGCGGCGCCGGCGGCGGGGGAGGACAUGGGAGGCCGGUACUUCGAGCAACCAGGGGGAAUCGACGGAGGCGGGGGGGACGGGCUGAUGCAGGGGGUGGUGAUGAGGCGACCUCGGCCAAAGGAGGAGAAGGAGCGGACGAAGAUGAGGGAGCGGCACCGGCGGGCGAUCACGGCGAGGAUCCUGUCAGGGCUCCGGAGGCACGGGAGCUACAACCUCCGGGCGCGGGCGGACAUCAACGAGGUCAUCGGCGCCCUCGCCAGGGAGGCCGGUUGGGCGGUGCUCCCCGACGGCACCACCUUCCCCUCCCGCUCCUCCGCCUCCUCCUCUCCCCAGGCCCCACCGGCGACGUCGUCCGUCGCGCCAGCUCAGAUCCAGCCGCUUCGGGGGGUCUCCCCCGGGGGGCUCGGCUCCGUGGAGUACAGCCCCCUGAAGGGCGUCUUCACGCCCGCCGCCACUUCCUACGACGGCCGGUGCCGGACGUCAGUCAUGGUGGGAGGCCACAGGGAGAGAAUGCUCGACAGCUCCCCCCUUGCUGCCAGCUGCACCGAUGGAGUCGACGGCAAGCAGGUGACUGAUAUACCUUCAACUCAUAGAAUGCCAGAGCAUGAUUUUGCAGGCACCCCCUAUGUUCCAGUAUAUGUGAUGCUCCCUCUUGGUGUUAUCAACAUGAAGUGUGAGUUGGCUGAUCCAGAGAGUCUAAUAAAGCAGUUGAGAAUAUUAAAAUCUGUCAAUGUUGAUGGUGUCAUGGUUGAUUGCUGGUGGGGAAUAGUGGAAGCGCAUACACCACAAGAAUACUGUUGGCAUGGUUAUAAGAGGCUUUUUCAGACUGUACGCGAACUGAAGCUUAAACUGCAGGUGGUCAUGUCAUUUCAUGAAUGUGGUGGCAAUAUUGGUGAUGAUGUAUGUAUUCCUUUGCCACAUUGGGUAGCAGAAAUUGGUAGAAGCAAUCCAGAGAUUUUUUUCACAGAUAGAGAGGGAAGACAAAAUCCUGAAUGCCUUUCAUGGGGGAUCGACAAGGAAAGGGUAUUAAGAGGCAGAACAGCACUUGAGGUCUACUUUGACUACAUGAGAGGCUUUCGAGUGGAGUUUGAUGAAUUUUUUGAAGAUGGUAUUAUCUCUGAGAUUGAAGUUGGAUUAGGUCCCUCUGGGGAGCUACGUUAUCCAUCUUACCCGGUAAAGUAUGGUUGGAGAUAUCCUGGCAUCGGAGAAUUCCAGUGUUAUGAUCUGUAUCUCAUGAAGAGUCUGAGAAAGGCAGCAGAAGCAAGGGGGCACUCUUUUUGGGCAAGAGGACCGGAUAAUGCAGGCUCUUAUAAUUCACAGCCACAUGAAACUGGAUUCUUUUGUGGUGGAGGAGAUUAUAAUAGCUAUUACGGUAGAUUCUUCCUUAAUUGGUACUCUCAGGUCUUGGUUGAUCAUGCUGAUCGUGUACUAUCCCUGGCCAAAUUAGCUUUUGAGGGCACAUGCAUUGCUGCUAAGGUAUCAGGUAUCCAUUGGUGGUACAAAACAGCUAGCCAUGCGGCUGAACUGACUGCUGGGUUUUACAACCCUUGCAAUCGUGAUGGCUAUGCUUCAAUUGCAUCGAUGUUGAAGAGGCAUGGUGCUGCUUUAAAGUUUACAUGUGCCGAGUUGCGGACUUUGGAUCAACAUGAGGAAUUCCCAGAGGCAUUAGCAGAUCCAGAAGGUUUGGUCUGGCAGGUGUUGAAUGCUGCUUGGGAUGUUUGUAUACCAGUGGCUAGUGAAAAUUCUCUUCCCUGCCACGAUAGGUCUGGAUACAACAAAAUUCUGGAGAAUUCCAAGCCAAUGAGUGAUCCAGAUGGAAGACACUUGGCAACAUUUACUUACCUCAGGCUAAGUCCAGAUCUCAUGGAGAGUCACAACUUCCUAGAAUUUGAGCGCUUUGUCAAAAGAAUGCAUGGUGAAGCAGUUCUUGAUCUCCAGUCAUAGAAGAGAAGAGUCAUUCAUGACUCUAGUAUUGUCUCUAGUGUCGAAUCUCUCUUCGCCUAGAAGGACAGUGGCUUCUUUGCAGGUGCAGGAGAAACAUUCUCUACUAAAAACUAAAAGGCUAACCCUUCUGUACAGAAACUCCACAAAGAAAUAGCAAAUCUGACCUUUUAAUCUUUCCCCUUCAUUGAUCAAAUAGAUCAAGAUGCAUUGUGAUUGCCACAAAAUAGUCUAGUCAAAUUCUUGGUAAAAUAUUGUAAAGUUCUUGCGGUAACCCUUUUCAGAGUAACUUCAUCCCGACAUCCUUUCAUUGCUUUGCCCCUUCAGAGUUUUGUGCUGCAAGCUAAUGGCUGCCUGCACAUGGAUACACAUUCUACAGGUUAUUAUUACGGUUUUGCAGAACAGCUGAUUUUUUAUUACGAAGUGAGCAAGAACUUCUCUGCCUAUUUGCAGAUGCUUGCAUUUCUCUUCCAUUUUUCCGAGUGGAAAGCUAACUGAUGGUUGGGGAGAAGGUCUUUUAAUCUUAUUUAAUUGCACCUUGUAUGCAUUUGCAACUGAGGUUAUACAGCAAUUCCAGCAUGGGCAGUAGAGAUCUGUAGUUUGCUGCAGAAACCAAAAUGUCUCUUUGGACAAUGUAAAAACUAAACCCAUACCAUCUGUGAACUCUGGCCACCUGUUUCUGGGUUUCCUUGUAACUUUGCAGAUAAAAAUGCCAUGAUCUAUAAUCUUGAUUGAA
Messenger RNA from Phoenix dactylifera (date palm), 2844 nucleotides. RefSeq names its product beta-amylase 2, chloroplastic. Lineage: Eukaryota; Viridiplantae; Streptophyta; Magnoliopsida; Arecales; Arecaceae. The record is from RefSeq and is a predicted model, not a curated record. Gene Ontology annotation, biological process: polysaccharide catabolic process. Gene Ontology annotation, molecular function: beta-amylase activity.